Molecule: messenger RNA, 1032 nt
Organism: Guillardia theta CCMP2712
Lineage: Eukaryota; Cryptophyceae; Pyrenomonadales; Geminigeraceae
Exons: 6
Coding region: 1-1032 (343 amino acids)
Source: RefSeq, a predicted model, not a curated record
AUGUUACCAUUCAAUCUUGCAGUUCUUGAACAAAUUUAUUUGAAGUUUCAUGAAUUUCUGGACUGGUUCGCUGGGAAGGUUCAGAAGCAAGACGAGGAUACAGCUGUUCUCAAGCAGAUCUUCUGGUCCCUCAUGAACCAGAGGUUGUUGUAUGCAGACGAUAGCAAACUCGAUGAGCGAAAUUGUCGAGGCACUAUAAGGAUUUUGGAAACGCCAAACAACAAGUUUUACUGUUGCCAGAUGGGCAAGAUGACUUUGUUUAUCAAUGGUGUUGAAUCUGGACAGAUCCCUAUUUCGUUCCCAUUGAAUCUUUUAAGGAUCGGAACGGCCAGUGAUUCCAGUCCAGACGACUUUUUCUGCGGAUCCAUCCGAGAACUGCAUGUUUUUGACAAGGAAAAGAAUGGAGAGGAGAUUUUUGGAAUGAUCAACAAAGGAAUGAGCUCCGGUAUUGGGCACCUUUUCAGCAUUGAAUUUGGCAACAAAGUUUCAGAUAAAUUGCUGCAAUAUGGAAAGAUGCGAUUGGAAAUUAGUCAUGCAUGUAAGAAACCAAUGAAGCAAAGAAAAUCAGAGCUGGUUCCACUGGAAACGCAUUGGUUGUAUGAGUUCACCAAAGAAAUCAACGCAUUGGCAGUGAGGCAUGCGCUCUUGCUUUUUCGUGGAAAUAAUGAGAGUGAGGAAGAGCAGCUUUGCAACAAAUGGCUCAAUUCUCUUCUCUUCGCGCAGGAUGACGUUUACUUUCAAAUGUUACAACCUAGAAUUGGAGUCAGAUUGUCAACAGAACUGGACAGACUAGAGCGGUCCAUCAUAGUGAACAGCCCAUCGAAUCAAGUCGAAUUGUGUUGUAGAUGCGCAUCCAUUGCAGCCAGAAACAUUCGUCGGCAUGUAAUGCAAACCAAGGAUUUUUACAACCAAUCUGCUUUGAUUGAAGAGAACGACAAUGGAUGGGAUAAAUUCUGUUCUCCUAUUCUAAAGAGUUUCCCAGAAGUCAUCAUUGAGCUCGGACGCCCUGUGUUUGCUUGCAUAUGCACCUAA